Molecule: messenger RNA, 814 nt
Organism: Glossina fuscipes
Lineage: Eukaryota; Metazoa; Arthropoda; Insecta; Diptera; Glossinidae
Product: protein LLP homolog
Exons: 2
Coding region: 75-506 (143 amino acids)
Biological process (GO): dendrite extension
Cellular component (GO): nucleolus
Molecular function (GO): RNA binding
Source: RefSeq, a predicted model, not a curated record
UAAAACAGCACGUUUUAUUAAAAAAUUAAGAUUCUUUUUGUAUUUAAACUGUUUAAGCUGCAUUAAACACAAAUAUGGGUCGCACAAAUCGUUCCCGCAAACGACGAGAUAAGAUGAAUUUGAUUAAAAAAGCUCGCUAUGAAGCCAAAGAGCUAAUACGUUUGAAAAAAACAUUAGGAUUAAUGGAAACCGUGGUAGACAACUUAGAUGAAGUAUCAACAGUUAAAACUGGCAAAGAACUGAAGAAGCAGGAAAAGAAAAGUAAGGAGGAAGAGGAAUUGGAAUACGAAAUGGAGGAGGCACGGGAAAAGGGGCAGAAUGUGACAAUAGUGAACGAGAAAAAUGGGAAGUGCCAUAUCUACAAUACCAAAACGUUAAAAGAUCAGCAUGGCUCCUAUCCGCCAUGGUUUAAGCCGAAGAAAACCGCUAAACGCAUGCGUAAGAAGGCUCAUGCUCAAAAGAAAAAAUUCAAGCAAACUUGGACCGUCACCAAUGUACCGCUGUAACAUAUACAUUAGGUUAACGUGUUAGGAUUUGUUAAAACUGUGUUGUGAAUCUACUUUUACAGCAAAUGUUUUUAAGAAAUAAAAUGUGAUUUUUUAAAUUUUAGGAUUAACUUGGAAUGUGUCUGUUACUAGGUAAUAGGCAUACGGUUUUAUAGUUAGUGAAUAAAUGAAGAAAUAAAAAUAUUAGGCAGGAUGCACCCUUGAAGAAGUUUUUCAGAAAACUCCCCUCAAACACUAAACAGCGUGUUUACGUAAAUUGACAUACAAGAUGCAGUCUUCGUAGGUGCUUCAUAUCGAUAUUAAUAUUU